AUGCUCGGUUCACCAAGGCCACUAUGUACUUUCUCCCCGAGCGGUUUUAAAUGUACCUUGACGCGCUUUAUUCUCCCUAGCCGUCAGGUGGACUUUCGACUGCUCCCGAUCCUUGGAAUCCUGUAUGCAUUCGCAGUGGUAGAUCGUGCAAACUUGGGCCUAGCACGUACCGCCGGUAUGCAGCAUGACCUAAGAUUAGACAUCGGGUCUCGUUACAGCAUUAUUUCGUGCAUUUUUUUCAUCCCUCAACUGCCUAGCAAUCUACUCCUGCGGAAGCUGGGUGUGACCAAUUGGCUUGGAUUUUGUGUAAUAUCGUGGGGAUGUGUUCAGCUAAGUAUGGGGUUUGUCCCAUCUUGGGAGUAUCUCGGUCUCUGCCGGGUUCUGCUUGGUGCAUUUGAGGCUGGUUUCUUUCCUGCUCUUAUCUAUAUCAUCACUACGUGGUAUACACGACAUGAAGUCCAGAAACGGCUGGCUGCUUUCUAUCUCAUCUCCGUUGUCAUCGGUGGCUUUAGCGCUAUCCUUGCGUACGCCAUCACGUUUCUCAAUGGGCGAUAUGGAAUUCCUGGAUGGUCUUGGAUUUUUAUCAUCGAAGGCGCUCUGACAAUUUUUUUUGGUUGCGUAGCUUGGGCCUUCCUUCCAAAUUUCCCCGACCAGAACAGGUUUUUAACACCCGCCCAAACCACCCUUAUUCUGGAGCGUGUUGAGAGUGACAGGGGUGAUUCAGUACCCGACGGCUUGACGGUUCAAAAGGUCCUCGUACAUUUAUCCGACUGGACGAUUUGGGCAUACGGCCUCAUGUUCCUUUGUGUGACUAUGCCUGCAUACGCAAUCAGUUACUUUCUCACUCUUAUCCUACGAGGAAUGGGCUGGAGUGUCGAAAAUUCCUUACUCUUGAGUGCGCCCCCGUUUAUUUUCGCGGCUGUGUCUAUCAUGUUCUUCGCCUGGCUAUCGGAUAAGUAUUGCCAGCGGGCACUAGUAAUUGGGAUACAGACUGGCAUUACCAUACUUGGGAUGUGUUUAACGGGUUUUACGGCCCAGCCUGGCUGGCGGUACCUAGGUCUUUUUCUGGCCAAUGCGGGCUCUGGAGGAUGCAUCCCUGGUAUUCUAGCCUAUGCCUCGAACAAUGUUGUUUCGCACACAAAACGUGCCGUGUCUACCGCCGUCAUUGUUUCCUUUGGGGGCAUUGGUGGGAUAUUUGCCACAACAGUAUUCCGUCAAGCAGACGCUCCGUCUUACCUUCCUGGAAUAUAUGCAACCAUCGCCUGUCAAGUUCUCUUAUUGAUGCUUCUGGCCAUCACAACCGCUUAUUUUUGGGCUCAAAACAAACGGAUUCGCCGCGAGUCUUUGAUGAAAGGACAGGAAGAACAACGGUUCCUGUACACACUGUAA
Messenger RNA from Laccaria bicolor S238N-H82, 1389 nucleotides. RefSeq lists its product as uncharacterized. Lineage: Eukaryota; Fungi; Basidiomycota; Agaricomycetes; Agaricales; Hydnangiaceae. The record is from RefSeq and is a predicted model, not a curated record. Gene Ontology annotation, biological process: transmembrane transport. Gene Ontology annotation, molecular function: transmembrane transporter activity. The transcript is spliced from 13 exons. Gene Ontology annotation, cellular component: membrane. Bases 1 to 1389 code for a protein of 462 amino acids.